This is a messenger RNA of Tremella mesenterica DSM 1558, 468 nucleotides long. RefSeq lists its product as uncharacterized. The transcript is spliced from 4 exons. The record is from RefSeq and is a predicted model, not a curated record. Bases 1 to 468 code for a protein of 155 amino acids. NCBI's taxonomy places the organism in Eukaryota, Fungi, Basidiomycota, Tremellomycetes, Tremellales, Tremellaceae.
AUGGGCUGGUUGGUUGCUGUGAACUCUCAGGCUACUAGGGACAGUCUUGAAUGGGCUACUCAAGUCGACUCUCAUAGCUGUGGACCUCUCUCAUGUGCAGCUGCAUGUCUUCUUCUCCAGGGAAUCAAACCUACCGCUUCCGCUCUUGGUCUGAAAUCAUCCAAUCUAGCUAGGGGCGAGAGCAGGAAGCUCCGAACUAGCGUGCUUCAAUUGGUGUUGGCAAUGGCUGCAAGGGAUCCAGCAAAUGAGAUUUUCUUCACUCCGAAAGUGAAGAAACAGCUGGAGAACCUCCCGAACUCUGCUCAUUUACAUGCAUAUGAAUAUGAUUUGGAUGUUACACAGGAUGAAAAAUCUGCAGGAUUGUUCAAUUUCAUAAGAUUGAAGAAGGGACCCCCGAAAGAUGCCCAUUUCGGUUGGUUGACUCAUAUGAGCCCUGGAACCAACAUAGUCCUAGCAGUCAAGUCUUGA